AUGGAUAUCGCCCGUAUCAUCAAGCCCUGGAAGCGUCAACCGCACAGGGCAUUCGUGUUCACAAAUGCUACAAUCAUCGACCCGGUCGAGGGUGCCCUGAUUCCCAAUGCAACCGUCCGAGUCGCCGACGGUAAGAUCACUUCAAUCAGCACAAGCGAGACGGCCACAGAAGACAUCCCCGAGGAGAACAUUAUUGACCUGAGCGGAAAAUAUCUCUGUCCCGGUCUGAUUGAUUGCCAUGUCCACAUCGCCGUAGUGCCCGGCGAGGCAGAUCUCCGCGCCUACAAAGACAUGACCGAGCGAAUCAGUCUUUUGCGCCAGCCACAUGUCCUGAAGACCAUGAUUGAGCGUGGAUUCACCUCCAUCCGUGAUUGCGGUGGUGCCAGCCUGGCCGUGAAGGAGGCCGUUGAGGACGGAGUUAUUCCUGGUCCUCGUCUUUUCAUUGCCGGAUUUGCGCUUUCGCAGACCGGUGGACACGGAGAUAUGCGGGGGCCGCAUUCAGAGGAGUUGUGCUGUGGUGGUACUAUUUCUGGCAUUAGUCGCAUCGUUGAUGGGCCGGCUGAGUGCUAUAAGUAUGCGCGUGAGGAGCUUCGGCAGGGAGCUGAUUUUAUCAAGAUUAUGGGAGGUGGUGGUGUGGCAAGCCCUACGGAUCGCAUUGACCAUGUCCAGUUCUCUGAUGAGGAGAUCAAGGCUAUCGUUACUGUUGCCAAUAAUGCUGGGACCUACGUGACAAGUCACAGCUACACACCACAGGCGAUCCAACAGGCGAUCAACCUGGGUGUCCGUGGAAUUGAACACGGUAACCUGAUUGACCUGGAGACGGCUAAAUUGAUGGCAGAGAAGGGCACCUUCUUGACACCCACUCUCAUUGCCCACGUCAUGUCCAAGCAGAUGAACUUCCUCCCGGCCGAAAGUGCCGCAAAGAACGACGAGGUUCUGGAGAAGGGAUUGCGCGCGAUGAAAAUGGCCUUUGACGUUGGAGUCACUGUCUGCUUUGGCACUGAUCUUCUGGGUCCGAUGCACUUUGCUCAGAGCAAGGAAUUCUCCGUUCGCAGCAAGGUUCUUACUCCUAUCCAGAUCCUGCGCAGUGCUACAAUCAACGCUGCCCGUCUGGUCAUGCAGGAGGACCGGUUGGGUCAGAUUAAGGAGGGAUUUACCGCUGAUAUGUUGAUCCUUAACGCCAAUCCCUUGGAGGAUAUUACUGUCCUCGAUCGGGCUGAAGAAAGCAUCAUGGGUGUUAUCAAGGAUGGACGGAUUCUCGAAUCCCGCUGGGAGAAGUUGACCGCCGAAGCGUGA
Messenger RNA from Penicillium longicatenatum, 1296 nucleotides. RefSeq names its product metal-dependent hydrolase family protein. The record is from RefSeq and is a predicted model, not a curated record. Gene Ontology annotation, molecular function: hydrolase activity, acting on carbon-nitrogen (but not peptide) bonds. The transcript is spliced from 2 exons. NCBI's taxonomy places the organism in Eukaryota, Fungi, Ascomycota, Eurotiomycetes, Eurotiales, Aspergillaceae. Bases 1 to 1296 code for a protein of 431 amino acids.